Messenger RNA from Pecten maximus, 12407 nucleotides. Its product is annotated as graves disease carrier protein-like. Lineage: Eukaryota; Metazoa; Mollusca; Bivalvia; Pectinida; Pectinidae. Gene Ontology annotation, cellular component: mitochondrial inner membrane. The record is from RefSeq and is a predicted model, not a curated record. The transcript has 8 exons. Gene Ontology annotation, biological process: transmembrane transport. The coding region runs from base 228 to 1172 and encodes 314 amino acids.
UGAACUUGCUGUCAAAAACGUGAACAUGCCUGUCAAACACUUUCAAGGAUAAUCUUAUGCUAAAGUACAGCUAAACACCAUAGAACAAAAAUAAUUAGCAUUAACAUGGGUAGGGAUUUGACAUAAUUUGUUUCAGUUCCAGUUCCAAGGAAAUCCAAAAUUUACGAAGAAACCUUCAGAUUGGCAUUGAUCACCAGCAUUGACAACUUGCUGGAAACGGUGUAAGCAUGUCCGAUGCUAUACAGUCCCACUCUCUCAAUCAUUUGACGAAGAAACUUUUUGCUGGAGGUGCUGCUGGUUGCUGUGCUAAAACUGUGGUUGCUCCUCUUGACAGAAUUAAAAUUCUGCUGCAAGCUCAUAACCACCAUUACAAACAUUUAGGUGUGAUUUCAUCAUUACGACAAGUCAAGAACAAAGAAGGUUUUUUCAGCUUGUAUAAAGGAAAUGGAGUACAUAUGCUCAGGGUGUUUCCAUAUGCUGCAAUCCAAUUCACUUCAUUUGAUCUCUUCAAGAAGGGAUUGAGACAUCUACAUGGCGAUGGUCAUGUCCAUCUAAUUAGACUGACAUCUGGUUCACUGGCAGGCCUAACGGCAGUACUGUUUACAUAUCCACUAGACGUUGUGCGGGCCAGACUAGCAUUCCAGGUGUCGGGGGAGCAUAUCUACACUGGUUUGGUGGAUGCUUUCCGCUCCAUAACGUUCCAUGAGGGCGGGGUCCCAGCUCUGUACCGAGGCAUGGUACCCACAUUACUUGGCAUGGUGCCCUAUGCUGGAAUAUCUUUCUACAGUUUUGAGACAUUAAAGGAAUUAUGUUUGAAGCAUUUUCCUCACCACUUAGCUCGCUCUAACACCAACAAUCCAGACACCCUUGUGCUUAUCACCUCAGCCAAAAUAUUAUGUGGUGGGUUUGCUGGAGCAAUGGGACAAACGUUGGCGUACCCUCUUGAUGUGGUUAGGAGGAGAGUCCAAUUGUCAAAAAUGCUCCCAGAGUCCCACAAAUACAGGAGGAGGUGGUACCAGAUACUCUUUAUGGUGUACAAAGAAGAUGGUGUAUUUCGUGGACUGUACAGAGGAAUGAGCAUAAACUAUAUGAGAGGUGUGCCCAUGUAUGCUGUGUCAUUCUCAAUGAACGAGACAUUGAAGGAGUUGUUGGGCCUGGACACAAGUUCCUGACGAGAACAGUAUUAUAUAUUUGUAUGUGCUGUUAAGGAUGUCGACCUGUUCUAGUCAUAUAUCUUAGACUAAGACAAAUGUGAAAUUUUUAUCUUCUGAAAUUUUUAGCAAAAUUUUUUAGUACAAAUUUUUGAUUGACUUUAAAAGUGUAUAUUGUGGUCCACAUAGCUGUUGACAAUCUUUGCAAAGGUGUGAAUUGUGCAUUGUGUAGUGUACCAAACUGCAGUUUUGCCAUUAUUUUUUGAUAAUAUAUAUUUUAUGAUGUAUUAUAUAAUACAUUUUCUCCGAGACAGCAUUCAGGCAAAAACUUAUUCUGACAGCAGCUACAAGCAGACAUAUUUACUCUUUUGUAUAUGAACUGGUCAGAACAUUCCUUAAACAGAACCUAGUUUCUCCACCAUUCCUUAAUUUAAGUUUUUCCAUAAGAAAGAACAUUUCUGAGUUAAGAAUAUUUCUUGUCUUUCAUUAGAAAGAAAAUUUCUGAAGUUAAGAUUAUUUCUUGUCUUUCAUUAGAAAGAAAAUUUCUGAAGUUAAGAUUAUUUCUUUAUCUUCCGUAAGAAGGAAAAUUUCUGAAGUUUGAAAUAUUUCUUUAUCGGCAGCAAUGCUUUUUCCAUUAGAACAACUUAAAAUAAGGAACAUUCCUGAGAAUAGGGCCUGGAUGUAUCAUUUAUUGAGUUGAGUUAUCACUGUGCUUACAUAAAAAUUCUAGAAUCUGUCACAUGACCAAUAUGACACAAAUAGUGUGUCGUGUUUCAUUGAAGUAUGUCCAAUUGCUACUGAAACUUGAAAAUAUUGGGUCAGAGAUUUGAUUAGAAAUCAGUCAAGCAAAUUUAAAGUCAGGAAUCAUAAAUCCAUUGUCUUCAGUCACAAUAGUUAUCCAGGUUAGAAACAUAAUGAGUGUGACUGAAGACUUUGGAUUUAUGAUUCCUGACAUAUAUAUUACAAUAUGGCUUCAUGUAUAUAUAGAGAGAGAGGGAUUUGACCAGUUCUUGUUUAAUAAUUUUGUUUGGAAAGUGUUCUUUAUUUUCCUGUAUACUUGAUUUAACAAAGGUAACCUCACUUUGGAUUUAGUCAUAUAUACUUAAAAUCAUUCUACCUUCGUAGUACCACUAUAACCAUGACAACUGCUAGAAACAUAUAUCCGGAAAUAUGAUGUUGUGUAUCGGAACUAUACAAAUGUUCUUAUACAAAAGAUACGAGUGAUGAUUGGAUUGUAUAGAAUUGAGAAAGGCAGUUUUGGUAAAGACUGCCUAAUUGAUACUGUUACUUAUCCAAGAGAUUCAUUAGAUGUAAUACACAGUAUUUCAUAUGGCCAGUGAUGGAACUAAGCAUGGACAAGUAAAUGGGAAGACUAAAGUGAAAUUCAGGAUGAUUUUUCCCUUGUAAUAUGGUCCAUAUUAUCAAUUGAUUUACAUGGUGAUGUGGGUGCUAUUAUAGUAUUCAGUACCAAUAGUUAACAAUUCAAUUUUUAUUGAAAGCUUCUUUUUCUCUUUAAUUUGUCUAAAUUACUAACCAUGUUUCUACAUUUCCCGCCAGAGCUUCAUAAAGAUUAUUUCUUUUCAUAUUCUAUACCUUCAGUAGGUACUAAGAUGUUGGUUUGGAGAGUAUGUACUUUAUUUACUUUGCAUAUUCCCUAUAUAGAGCAGAUAUGGCAUGUUAUUUUAAAGCCAUACUAACCUGGAAAAGUGUAGUUCCUUUAAAAUGGCUGCUUCUUUAUUUUUGUUUUAUUUUUUAUUCUUCUCUUAUAUAUCUAGAAAAUUUUAAAUGUGUACUAUUAACUAUGACAAAGAAAAAUGUUACAUGAACACAAUGACCAAUUAAUAUGUAUAGGUAUUUCAGAUUCAAAAAUUGAUUUUAAUACCAAAUUCAUUGUGACGAGUGUAAUGUGAACAUUUUAGUUGUAACCUUAUUUUAGCAAUUUGUGUACUAAAUUUGUUUGGUUAUGUAGGCCUAACAUUGGUUAUCUAGGCCCAAUUUUGGUUAUCUAGGGACAACUUUGGUUAUCUAGGCCCAACUUUGGUUAUCUAGGGACAACAUUGGUUAUCUAGGCCCAACUUUGGUUAUCUAGGCCCAACUUUGGUUAUCUAGGCCCAACUUUGGUUAUCUAGGGCCCAACUUUGGUUAUCUAGGCCCAACUUUGGUUAUCUAGGCCCCACUUUGGUUAUCUAGGCCCCACUUUGGUUAUCUAGGCUCAACUUUGGUUAUGUAGGCCCCACUUUGGUUAUCUAGGGACAACUUUGGUUAUCUAGGCCCAAUUUUGGUUAUCUAGGGACAACUUUGGUUAUGUAGGCCCAACAUUGGUUAUCUAGGCCCAACUUUGGUUAUCUAGGCCAAACUUUGGUUAUCUAGGGACAACUUUGGUUAUCUAGGCCCAACUUGGUUAUCUAGGGACAACUUUGGUUAUCUAGGGACAACUUUGGUUAUCUAGGGACAACAUUGGUUAUCUAGGCCCAAUUUUGGUUAUCUAGGCCCAACUUUGGUUAUCUAGGCCCAACUUUGGUUAUGUAGGCCCCACUUUGGUUAUCUAGGGACAACUUUGGUUAUCUAGGCCCAAUUUUGGUUAUCUAGGGACAACUUUGGUUAUCUAGGGACAACUUUGGUUAUGUAGGCCCAACAUUGGUUAUCUAGGCCCAACUUUGGUUAUCUAGGCCAAACUUUGGUUAUCUAGGGACAACUUUGGUUAUCUAGGCCCAACUUUGGUUAUCUAGGGACAACUUUGGUUAUCUAGGCCCAAUUUUGGUUAUCUAGGGACAACUUUGGUUAUCUAGGGACAACUUUGGUUAUCUAGGGACAACAUUGGUUAUCUAGGCCCAAUUUUGGUUAUCUAGGGACAACUUUGGUUAUCUAGGGACAACUUUGGUUAUGUAGGCCCCACUUUGGUUAUCUAGGCCCCACUUUGGUUAUCUAGGGACAACUUUGGUUAUCUAGGCCCAACUUUGGUUAUCUAGGGACAACAUUGGUUAUCUAGGCCCAACUUUGGUUAUCUAGGCCCAACUUUGGUUAUCUAGGCCCAACUUUGGUUAUGUAGGCCCAACAUUGGUUAUCUAGGCCCAACUUUGGUUAUCUAGGCCCAACUUUGGUUAUCUAGGCCCAACUUUGGUUAUCUAGGCCCAACUUUGGUUAUCUAGGCCCAACUUUGGUUAUCUAGGCCCAACUUUGGUUAUCUAGGCCCAACUUUGGUUAUGUAGGCCCAACUUUGGUUAUCUAGGGACAACUUUGGUUAUCUAGGCCCAACUUUGGUUAUGUAGGCCCCACUUUGGUUAUCUAGGGACAACUUUGGUUAUCUAGGCCCAAUUUUGGUUAUCUAGGGACAACUUUGGUUAUCUAGGGACAACUUUGGUUAUGUAGGCCCAACAUUGGUUAUCUAGGCCCAACUUUGGUUAUCUAGGCCCAACUUUGGUUAUCUAGGCCCAAUUUCGGUUAUCUAGGGACAACUUUGGUUAUCUAGGCCCAAUUUUGGUUAUCUAGGCCCAACUUUGGUUAUCUAGGCCCAACUUUGGUUAUCUAGGCCCAACUUUGGUUAUCUAGGGACAACUUUGGUUAUCUAGGCCCAACUUUGGUUAUCUAGGGACAACUUUGGUUAUCUAGGGACAACAUUGGUUAUCUAGGCCCAACUUUGGUUAUCUAGGCCCAACUUUGGUUAUCUAGGCCCCACUUUGGUUAUCUAGGCCCAACUUUGGUUAUCUAGGGACAACUUUGGUUAUCUAGGCCCAACUUUGGUUAUCUAGGAACAACUUUGUAACAACUUUGUAUUAUCUAGGAACAACUUUGGUUAUCUGGGCCCAACUUUGGUUGAAAGGUUAACACAUAACCAGUGGUUGAUGAAAUCUGUAAGUGUUUAUUUAAGAAAAUGGAGAGCUUUUGUUGAAACCUAUAGGACUGCUGUAUUUUAAGAAUUGUUUUAAUGGUUGGGUGGCAGAGUGGUAACACACUUACUUUUCACCUUGACCGGAAUUUGAUUCCCUGACUUUAAAAGGGGAUCGGAUCACCUUUCAGACCAGACCCCCAGGUUCUUCGAUCUGUUUCCUCCCACAAUAAGAACCCCUGCUCAUUUCCAUCCGGGCCAAUAAGCACGAUUAAUACAUGUUGAUAGAAUUGUUUUGUUGUAAAAUGAAUUAAGUUUUGUUAACAUUAUUGAAGUGAUUAUGAAUGUACAGGUAAUUUUUAAUAAGUUUUCUAUAAUACUAAUUUUUAAUAAGUUUUCUAUAAUACUAAUAUAUUGUUAUUUAUAUAUGGAAUGUAAAAACAUUCCUGUCCUAAUAUAUUUAAUAGUUUAUCAAUUAUUUUGAUUGGUGUGUGUUAUUUUAGGUGCGUUAUUGUGAAUGCAGUGUUUGUUUUAUUAUUCUAUAUAUACUUGUGUAUCACAGAGUGAGUUUGUAUGUUAAGCCUGGCAAUGAUUAGUGAUUGAAUCAAUUCACAGGGCCAGUAACAGUAAAGUUAUAUACCGGUACGCCUAUUAGUAUUGUCUCCAUGGUAACUUACAUUAAAAAAUGAUUGGGUAAACAUCCAGCUCUAAUAAAUGAAUUUUGAGAUAUUCUUGACCCUUUUAUGAACCCGUCAAAAAUGAAGGGAGCAUUAUGGUAUGGCAUUGUCUAUCUGUCUGGCUUAAAUCUAUCUUUGUCAAGCAAUAUCCUCCUAUAGUUUUCAACCAAUAUCUUUGAAACUUAGAAUGCAUUAGAGUCAUGAUAUAAAGUUAUAUUUCCCCAAAGAAAUUCUGAUUCAACUAUGUUUCCAAGUAUUAUUGCAGUCGAUUUCUGAUGUUGAAGACUUGAGUACUUGUUUUCCUAAAGCUUAGAAUUAGAUAUUGACUUAAUUAGUAGGAAAGUGAAACGUGAAAUUCAUAGCAUGCCAGAUAGCCACUCUUAAGGUGAUGCAAAUUAUAUUUGAAUACAAGAUAGUAUAUAACAAUAUGUGGCAUUUGACGGGGGUAUAUUGUUCACCGCAUUAACAAUAUGUGGCAUUCGACAGGCGUAUAUUGUUCACCGCAUUAACAAUAUGUGGCAUUCGACGGGGGUAUAUUGUUCACCGCAUUAACAAUAUGUGGCAUUCGACAGGCGUAUAUUGUUCACCGCAUUAACAAUAUGUGGCAUUCGACGGGCGUAUAUUGUUCCCCUCCCGCAGUGCUCUUAUUGAUAAAUUGGUUGAAAUCCCUACUAUAUUUAAAAUUUUGUCAAUUUCUGUUAUCAUCCAACUGAAAUCAUACUUAGACUAUGGUUAUGAGACAGAUUUAUUCAGAUUUGGUCUCGGGUAAGUUAAAUAAGAUAUAGAUAGUGAAAACAAAAAACAGUAUCAGGUAUCAGAUAGACCUGAUCGAUGAGUGGUUAAGGUGUCCCGACACUUUAUCGCAGCCCUCCACCUCUCGGUUGCAAGUUUGAAACCCAUGACGGGCAGUUACCUGGUACUGACCAUAGGUCCAUGGUCCAGGUAAUCCUGCUUUCCUCCACCUCCAAAACCUGGCACAUCCUUAAAUGACCCUGGCUGUUAGUAGGACGUUAAACAAAAUAAACCAAACCAAACCUAUCAAGUCGUUAAAUUGUUAAUACCUGUACAAUUUCAGUUCACUGGUUUACUGAUUAUUACCUUAAUUAACAAUAAAGAGACAACCAAUUUCUCCUAUCCUUCUUCAUCUAAAACAAACCUGUAUAAUCUCUUUUUCACUUUUUCAUUUAUCUGACCCAAUCAUUUUGAUUGAUUGUAACAGAAAAAGAAAAUGAGGGGCACAGAUUAGCAGCUUGGUUUCCAGAUGGAAACAAAUUGUCCAUUACUACAGAAGCCAUGCCUGGCUGCAACUACAGUUAUCUUUUAUAUAUAAUGUUUUGCAGUGUUUCACAUUAAGGGUUAGGUGUUUACCUGGGUACAUGUAUAUAUUUGAAUGUUAUGAAAUUUUGUACACAAAAAAUGAGGCACGUAGAGUAACUGCAUGGUAUCAUGCUUUUUAUUUGAGAGAAUAGUUAAACAACACUUCCUGCCUAUUAAGUUGGCACACUUUCAUGUGUAUGUUCCUGUGUCACGAAAAAAUAAGAUUUUUUUUUCUGUCCAAAAUGGUUUGUUUGGUUAAUUAUGUAGACUAUGUAUAUUUAUGAUUUGAUAUGACUCAUGUGAAAGGUACACAGGGUUUCACUAACUGAUAACACUCAGUCAUGUCUUGUUAAUGAUUUCAAAUUAAACUCUUAACACCAUAGUAAUAAGUAAUUUAUUGAAAUCAGGGUAAAAGAUUUUUAAAAGUUGCUAUAGCUGUCACUUUUUUGAUUAACCAUCAAAUUUCUUUGAAAAAAAUAGGAUUGUUUGGAUUGUAAAACUAUAGUUGGACAGUUGUCUACAAAAAGGGGAGUGGCAGAUAACAUUCUACAAAAAGGGAAGUGGCAGAUAACAUUCAUACAUGUCCAUAAAAAUAUGUCAUAAUAAUAUCCAAGUGUUUUCUUAAUUCCUAGUUGUGUUUAUUGACAAAGUCUUAUUGUCAACUUUCCUAAUUUGCUUCUAAAGUUUGUGCAGGUGUAAGACAGCAAAUAGGGUUUUAGACAUAAAACUAUACAGCUGACAUGAUGUGUAUACCAGUUUCAUAUGGCGUAACAUGGAAAUUAUGGAUGGAUUCCCAAUGAUUUAAUUACUUUGUCAUGAUUGUCUUUUUAUUAGAUGUAUUAUGACUUAAAAAUAGAUUAACUGUGUAAGAAGUAUAUACAUAGCACUGUAUUAUUAUGAAAUGCUUAAAUUUUUCCUGACAUUUGGUUGUAAGUUGGCCAUGAAAAUUAUGCAUGUCUACCAUAGUGAAAUAAAAUUCACCUGCACAGCAAAUACAUAGGUAAAGUAAGGUAUUUUACAUGCAGAAAGCAAAUUAGGUAAUAACCUGUCUGUAUAGAAAUAAAAACACGGUGACAAGUGACAGUGGUAUGAUACAAAUGAUAGUUUUAUGUUAAUUUUAAACUCACGUUUUGUUGAGCUUAUGUUGAGAACAAUAUUUCAUUAUUCUUAAAUUUUCUUUUUCUUUUUUUUUAUCUUAUUGCAUUUAAAAAUGGAAUACAAUCAUAAUUUUCCAAACUUCUGUUGCUACAGACUUGAUGCUUUUAUAAAACAAAUUGGCUGUAAUGUACUUAUUUUCAGUUUACUGGUAAAGGUUUUAUGUAAGCUUAUAUACAAAUAAUUGAAAUAUUGAGCAAGUUACUGACCAUGAAUUGACCUGAUUGAAAUACCUCCUUAUAUGCCAUAUUUGUGUGAUAUUAUUCACGACUGCCAAUAAUAAUGCAUUUCAAGGUCAAAAUAAAAUUAGUGUUUAUACAUAUUAUAAAGUCAAAUCCAAUGCUCCUUUUUUGUGCUUUAAACACUCGCGAGUAAUAUAUGUGAUACAAAUGAGCUAAUUAUGUCCCUCUGAAACAUGCAUUUUUCGUAGGUUUUGUUAAUACUUACAAACAGCUUAACAAAUUACAUAUCAACAGCAAGUCCCACGGUUUGACAUAAUACAUACUAAACGUUCAUCAUGUUACUUCUGUUAAUUACACCAUAGGAGGAAUUUAUAGCCUUGUAGAAUAUCACUGCUUUGACUGGAUUUGCUGUUUAGAUGCCCCUUAAGAAGUAAAUGAAUUACCUGUGAUGUAAUAUGCAUCAUCUGCAGGCAUAUUAAUGUAAUUGGUAUUUGAUAUUUUGUCCCAAUUUAAUCUCCUUGAGUAAGUCUCUUGAUAGUUUCUGUACAGACUGCUACAGUUUAGGUCCAAUUGUUGUUAAACUUGUAGAUACUAGAGUAGUUUAAUUGAUGCAGGAUGAAGUGUAAGUUUUUUUUUCUGUCUAAAUUUUAGACUGCACUAAAAUUAUAGCACAGUGUCUUUCUCUUUUGUAUACUUCAAGAAAUGAAUGUUGAAUUAGCAGUUUAGUGUAGUUCCCCUUGACAGUAUUUGAAGAAGAAAAAAACUAGUUUGCACUGUUGUCUCUCUUACAAUUUAAGUAUUAACACUGUUUGUCAGUGUAAAUGACUUACUUACUUUUACAAGUUGGAUUCAAAAUUAUAUAUCUGAACCUUUUCUCAUUGCCUUAGUAAUACUUGUUCAUUUGUCUAAAAAGAUUUUCUGUACAUUAUCAGACACAAAAACCUUUCAAAUCCAACAACAUUUAUUGGCAAAUUCACGUCAUUUAUUUAUUUGUUUUUACUUAGAUAUGUUUAUUUUUUCUACAAGAGUUUUAUUUCUUUACAGUCAUCUACAGGAAGUAAAGAUAAUCAUGUACCAGAAAUAGAACUCAGGGUAAUUGUGGUGUAUUGGGUUAUGUACCAGUGUAGUUAGUAUAGCUACUCAGUAUACUGAAAUUGUGGUGUAUUGGGUUAUGUACCAGUGAAGUUAGUAUAGCUACUCAGUAUACUGAAAUUGUGGGGUAUUGGGUUAUGUACCAGUGUAGUUAGGUCCUCAGUUUACUGAAAUGUCAUACUCUGAUCUUUUAUUAUAGCACAAUGGCUGUAGAGUUAACAUGAUAUGCAUAAUAAAAAGAAAGGACUUAUUUUACUAUUUCUUGGAAUUUCCAUUGUGAAGAUUUCAAUUACCCGGGGUAUUUAGUAUGAUAUAUAAGGUAUAUAUAUAUAUUACAUUCAACUUUUCAAGCUGAAAGAUGUGUAUAAUAGACUUCCUCCAGACAAAAAUUUAUACCUUUUAACUUGUCUUUUUCAGCUUUAAGUUUAUUUUAAAAACUUUUUCUCUUGGGCAAAUUUUAUUUUUAAUAUUAUGAAGAAAACUUUAGUUUAUAAUUUUAUAAUUGAUAAUUAUUUUGUUUUUAAUUCAGGGUAAAAAUUGUGAGUCCUGCUCCAAAACAAGGACAUUGACACUCAGACACAAAAAAAACAUUAUGGACAUCAAUGAUUUUUGAAAUACAUGUUGAUAUGACUGAAAGUUUACUGAUAUGUUUUCUGAAAGAAAUAAACAAAAGAUGUGUUUAAUAUAAAAAAAAAUGUCUUCAGAACUGAAAACAUCAUUUCAGUAUAAAAUGAAAUUACUUACCAUUGUAGUGUUCCUGGGUAUAAUUUAUAUUCAUGUUGAUGUUCACACAAGGAAUCAUGAAAAGUGCCACGUCAAUAAGUUCAAAAACUAUCUAUACAUCAUAUUUGUUAUAUUACAAUUUUUUUUAGUUGUUUUAAGUUUUUUAAAUGUCCCUACCCACACAGGUUGAGGUUCAGCCCUUGAAGAGUGUCCCUGAUGACAAAUUUGCUUUAAUUAAUAUGCUUUUAACAAUCAAGCCCAAGUUAACGACAUGGGCCCAAUUGACCCCUUAAGCUUGUUUCUCUGCUUAUAAUUGUUUGAAGGCUGUGAGUAAUUAAGAAGAACCGGUUAUUGUUUUUAUACAUCACUGUAUUUAAUUGUGUAGGAGAACUAUGUAUGUUUUAUAAAUUUCUGUGUAAGAUAUGAAGAUGUUUUACUUGUUUAAGUUAUUAAAUUGUCAGUUAUUUGAUAAUUCACAUGAAAAGAAAACUUGAAUUACUGCCACAUUUAAUGAAAUAGAUUAAAACUAGAUUUUGAUUUUUACCCAGUACUACAUGCUUGAUACUGUAUUAAAUUAGGGUCUGAUUUUAAUUACACUGAUCAUAAAUCUUCAAGAUCAUUGAAAUUUUUUAUAAAUGAAUUUGUCAAACAAUGUCAUGUCUUCUGUUUUCAUGUAAAUUGGAGAUAAGUAUGUGUAUGUAUGUGUUGUCCCACUUCAAUCACUAUUACAAAUAUAUGGAAGUUUACCUGUUACAUUCAAGAGUCUGUUUUGCUGAAAAACUUAAUCGAAUGCCAGUAGUUAUUUAAAACAUGUGGCAAUAUACAUGUAUGAUUAACUGGUAGUAUUGUUUUCAGAUGUGUAUGCCGGGACAUCCUUUUAUCUUUAAUCAUUAAAAAUUCACAUACAGACAUGUAUUCAAGAAGUAUCAGAAAUAUCACUAUGUUAUCUGAUAAUUUCAAAGUCGGGUCACAACAACAAAACCUACUCUCAGUAUUGGUGUGUCAGAACUCCACUUCAGGCCCAUAGGACUCUUGUUUACAAAUGUUUUCUAUUCUCGAAAAUAGUAAAAAGUUAAACUCCUCUUUUGAUACAUUUCUAAUAUCCUGUGAUUGACUGCCAGUGGACUGUGUAACUUUAUACUGCUAAUGUAAAGUUGUCAUUUGUAUGUCUAACUUUAUCCCAUGGCUUGAUGGUAACAAUGGCUUGAUGGUAACCAUGGCGCUUGAUGGUAACCAUGGCUUGAUGGUUACCAUGGCUUGAUGGUAACCAUGACUUGAUGGUUACCAUGACUUGAUGGUUACCAUGACUUGAUGGUUACCAUGGCUUGAUGGUUACCAUGACUUGAUGGUUACCAUGGCUUGAUGGUAACCAUACAGUUGAUCACAUGUAUCUGUCACAAUUUGUGUUUUUCAAUUGUUGGCUGCUAUAUACAUUUUACAUAAAUAUAACGGGAAACCCUUUAGGAAAUAAGAAGUGACCGACGUAUGUAGCUGAUUCUAAAUACCUCUUGUUCAAUGCACACCAGAAUGUUUUCUGAAAUAUUGAGGUUACUUUUCAAAAUCUCAUCAGCAUAAUUAUUUUAUGAUGAUUUUUAUAUGACUAAAGUAUAUUAAGAAGGUAACAACAUUUUUUUUUCAAGAAAAAAAAUUUAAACUGUAACUUAUCUUUAUGUUUUAAGAUUUCUAGUGUUGUUUUUUAAAAUAUGUAUUUGUUAUAUAUUUGAAAUGACAAUUUAAUGCAUCUUGAUUAACAGUUUCCAUUCUUUUCAAAAUGAGAAAUAUGACAGACUUGUUGGAUUUAGACACAGGAAUGAGUAAAAUGAAAAGAUUUACGGUAUUAAGUGAUUAGAAGGAUCCAAAGUAUAGUUUUGCAUGUGAAUUUUAUACGAUGAUAAUGCAGCUUGAAGGUCCUAAAUAAACUUUGGAGAGCUUUUAUUUAGAUGAAGAUUAUAGAGACAAGUGCUUUGUCAUAAAAUAGCGAAGCUUUCAAUUCAAUUCAUUUUAUUGACUUUAAGCUUUACAGCUCAUCAGUACAUGUAACAUAUAUACAAUACAAUAAAUCUGAUCCUGAUAAUACAAUGUACUAGUAUGUUGAAAUUUUAGUCUAAAAAACCUGACUUUUACAUUUUAUUCCUCUCAUACAAACUAUCCUCUCUAAUGGUAACUAUCCAGUCAUAUCACUUCUUAUGUGGAUGUAAAACUUUUGGAUUUUGUAUUGGUGUAAUUUCUACAAAAAACAAUGUAAUUAACUGUUCUACAAUAAACAUGUCUUUGCCAUUUUAAA